AUGAUGUCUCUUGAAGUUUCACGAAAAAGAGGUAUUACCACUGAAGACCUCCCGAAUAAGAAACAGAAUACGAUGAGUGAUGAUGAGUUUUCAGAAAAGAUGUACUCGUCGUAUGUGAAAUCUGCAUUGGAGAAGGAUGAUCCAGUUCAGAUAAAUACCAUCACUGAUAAGAUAAGUCUCCCCAUUGGCAAUAAAGAAGCCAUUAGCAUAAGUCAUUUCUCCAUAGUUCUUAGAUCAUUGGCUUCGAAUACGUCACGGUUGGAUAACAAGGCGUGUCAUAAUAUGAUUUUUGCCAUUCUUGAGUAUCGAUGGAUGGAUGUGAAACAUCGUGAUGGGUAUAGCAGGUUUGUGGAAAUGUAUUCCCAGUUUUUAGUUGCAUUGGUAUCGACAUUACCUAAAUAUUUGCAUGAAGUUAUGAGCAAGUUGGUUAGAGAGUUUGACAGACAGGAUGUGGAUACCCACCACGAGGUGUUGAUCAAGAUUAUCAAGUAUAUCCCCACUUCUAUUAGUAUGAUUCCACAGGUGUUGCAGAAGAAUUUCCCUCAUCAUAUAUCGUCUAGUAAUAGUGAAUUGACUAAUUAUGUGCACAACCUUGUUAAGAUAAUACGUUACUGUCCCGAGUUGCAAUUUGAAAUCUGGCAAAUGAUUAUUGAGUCGUCGAUCAAAAUGGAUACAGAUUUGCAGACAUCACUUGAUGAUGUUGAUGAUGAAGAGAUUGAAGAAUUGUUGAACGAUGAAGAAGACGAAGUGGCCAGUGAUAGUGAGGAUGAAAGUGAUGAUGAGAGUGGAGAUGACGAGAGUGGUGAUGACGAGAGUGAUGAUGAGAGUGACGACGAGGAAUGGGUUACUGCUCCUACUACAGAUAUCAAAUCGUUGCUGAACAAGCUUGACAGUGUGAUUAGUUUAUUGUUGACGUCGACCAGAGACUCAUUCACUCUUGAAGAGUUGAAUAACGGCAAUGGGGUUAAUUUGUUCAAUACUAUUAACUCAUUAUUCAAGAGUCAUAUACUCCCAACACAUUUUACGAAGCUGAUUCAGUUUGUGUUGUUUCAUGUUACCCAGUACCAACCUGAGUUGGCUGAUUCGUUUUUGGUCUUGUUGAUUGAUGUUGCAUUUAACCCUACGGAGAUUUUGGAGAAACGAUUGAAAGCGAUGCAGUAUUUGUCGUCGUAUAUUGCACGAGCCAAGGGGUUAUCGCGUCACCAAGUUGUGUUUAUAGUUAGUUAUCUUGUUGGAUGGUUGAACAAGUUUAUCCUUGAAAGAGAACAAGAGGUUGAAUCUGGUGGGAUGGAAAGAUUUAAAUUGUUUUAUGCUGCAUUCCAGGCGUUGUUGUAUAUAUUCUGUUUCCGAUAUGAGAUAAUUGCUUAA
Candida tropicalis MYA-3404 is the source of this 1368-nucleotide messenger RNA. It is a transcript of the gene RRN3, whose product is annotated as rDNA-binding RNA polymerase I transcriptional factor. The record is from RefSeq and is a predicted model, not a curated record. Bases 1 to 1368 code for a protein of 455 amino acids. Gene Ontology annotation, cellular component: nucleus. Gene Ontology annotation, molecular function: RNA polymerase I general transcription initiation factor activity; RNA polymerase I core binding. The transcript has a single exon. NCBI's taxonomy places the organism in Eukaryota, Fungi, Ascomycota, Pichiomycetes, Serinales, Debaryomycetaceae. Gene Ontology annotation, biological process: transcription initiation at RNA polymerase I promoter.